GCGUCUGCUUCUGACAUCACCCCUUCUGAAGUUACAGAUAUGGCAAUGCCUCUCCUGGAGACGGCUUAGUCUUCUUGAGACUGGAAGACUAAAGCAGGCGUCGUUAUGUCGCUCAACUGGUCGUCCAAGGAGCAGAAAACCCAGAACCAGCCGUCAGCGGCUGGACAGAAGCGAGCGCGCAACGACGCGACGGGGAACAAGGUGACGGUGGUUCUCGGUGCGCAGUGGGGAGACGAAGGAAAAGGGAAAGUUGUCGACCUUUUGGCCACCGAAGCUGACAUUAUCUGCCGAUGCCAGGGGGGCAACAAUGCAGGACACACAGUGGUAGUGGACGGCAAAGAGUAUGAUUUCCACCUUCUCCCCAGUGGAAUCAUAAACACCAAAGGCAUUUCACUCAUCGGUAACGGAGUGGUCAUACAUCUACCUGGACUGUUUGAAGAGGGGGAUAAAAAUGAGAAGAAAGGUCUGAAAGGCUGGGAGAAGAGACUGAUAGUUUCAGAUAGAGCUCACCUGGUCUUUGACUUCCACCAAGUUGUUGAUGGCUUACAGGAGACAGAAAGACAAGCGCAGGAAGGAAAGAACAUUGGAACAACAAAGAAGGGCAUUGGUCCAGCAUAUUCCAGCAAAGCUUCUCGCAUUGGGCUGCGUGUAUGUGACCUGUUGGGCGACUUCAAUGACUUCUCCACCAGAUUUAAGAAUCUUGUGCAUAAUUACCAGUCCAUGUAUCCCUCCUUGACAGUUGAUGUUGAUGACCAACUAAAAAAACUAAAGGAUUUUGCAGAGCGAUUGCGCCCAAUGGUCAGAGAUGGAGUCUAUUACAUGUAUGAGGCUCUUCAUGGACCUCCAAAGAAGAUUCUGGUUGAAGGGGCCAAUGCUGCUCUUCUUGAUAUUGACUUUGGCACAUAUCCUUUUGUGACUUCAUCAAACUGCACUGUGGGAGGGGUGUGCACUGGACUCGGCAUCCCACCACUCAAUAUUGGUGAUGUGUUUGGUGUAUCCAAGGCCUACACCACCAGAGUGGGAAUUGGAGCCUUUCCCACAGAACAACUAAAUGCAGUUGGAGAGUUACUCCAGACAAGAGGUCAUGAAGUUGGCGUGACCACAGGAAGGAAGCGGCGCUGCGGCUGGUUGGAUCUUGUCAUUCUCAGAUAUGCUCAUAUGAUUAAUGGCUUUACUGCCAUUGCUUUGACAAAACUUGAUAUUCUGGAUGUGCUUGAUGAAAUUAAAGUCGGAGUUGCCUAUAAACUUAGUGGGAAGAGAAUCCCUCAUUUCCCAGCCAACAUGGACAUUUUGCACAAAGUGGAGGUGGAAUAUGAGACCUUCCCCGGUUGGAAGACAGACACAUCUGCAGCCAGGAAGUGGAAUGAUCUCCCAGCCAAGGCACAGAGCUACAUUCGUUUCAUUGAGAACCACAUUGGAGUCCCCAUCAAGUGGGUUGGUGUUGGAAAGUCCAGAGAGUGCAUGAUCCAGAUGUUCUAAACCAAAAUACAACUCACAGAAGAAAGGACUGGCACAAAGGGGCAUGUUUUAGCCGCAAAGAAAUGUUCUCUUUGAAAAAAAGAAUUAAAAAAAGAGAUAUGUAUACAACAAAUGAGAUGUAUCAAUCAAGUGUUUUCUGAGGCAAUCAAACAUACCCGGUUUUGAAGGUGCUACAAUGAGCAGCAAUAUAAAAGCUUACAGGAAUGUCCUCAAAGCUAUCAACAAAGUUUCUAUCUAUCUAUCUGAACUAAUGUAUAUGUAAAGAAGAUUUCCAAAGCUUGAUAUACUAAAUUAUAAUCUAACCCUACAUUGAACUUCCCUAUAACUUUUUUUCCAGAUGAGCUAAAUGUUAAAAGUGUUUGUUCACUAACAAAACUCUGAGAUCUCUGUAAAUUUGUAUUUAUAUUGAAAGUAAAUUACAAACAGGUGGACUAUAUUUACUAAUUAGAUCAUUUCUGAUUGCUUGAUUGGCUGCACUAGAUUUUAGGGGUAUCUGAGUCUAGCGAGAGUAAUACUAAAGCCUCAUGAAGCAAUGAAGCUUUCCAGCCCUUUGCUUUGCAAAAAGGUUCAUUACUCGAUGCUUCAUUCAUUGCUCACUAGUGACAUCUGCUGGAGAAACUGUAACAGUCUUGUCACUCAGGUGGAUCAUGCUUCCAAAAAUUACUAAAUGCAAUAUUGUCAAAGUUUUCAUCAAACUCAUAUUUAGUAACAGGAGAAUCAAUGAACCCAUAUUUAAUUGUCAUAUGUUUUAAUUAUUAAAAUUAUUUGUAGCCAAUCUAAGCCUGGUUUAUGUUGAAUGUCAGUGGUUGUAUUGGGUUCUUUUAUGUCAGAUUGAUUUGACAAUAAAGACAUUUGACGUUU
Messenger RNA from Poecilia reticulata (guppy), 2340 nucleotides. RefSeq names its product adenylosuccinate synthase 1 (gene adss1). The record is from RefSeq and is a predicted model, not a curated record. NCBI's taxonomy places the organism in Eukaryota, Metazoa, Chordata, Actinopteri, Cyprinodontiformes, Poeciliidae. Gene Ontology annotation, biological process: IMP metabolic process; 'de novo' AMP biosynthetic process. Gene Ontology annotation, molecular function: adenylosuccinate synthase activity; GTP binding. Gene Ontology annotation, cellular component: cytoplasm.